AUGGGCCAAGCCGACAGGCAACCCAUUAGCUCUAUGACCCGGAUUAUAAUACCGUGUAAGGAUGAGAUCUCUCCCUAUAAUUUCUCUGGCCGGGGUAUCGGCGAAUCCUGGGUAUCAGCGGAAAGGGUGAUUGUUGGCCUUCUAGCUUUAGGGAUAUCCAAGAAAUCAUACACCACGCCUAGCCAGGGAAGGAUAGAUAGAAUGGGCCACACAGUCGAUGAUAUGGGCACCCUCAUUAUGCAUGAGGCAAAACGGACAUGCAUGCCUUAG
This is a messenger RNA of Nannizzia gypsea CBS 118893, 270 nucleotides long. RefSeq lists its product as hypothetical. The transcript is spliced from 2 exons. The record is from RefSeq and is a predicted model, not a curated record. Bases 1 to 270 code for a protein of 89 amino acids. NCBI's taxonomy places the organism in Eukaryota, Fungi, Ascomycota, Eurotiomycetes, Onygenales, Arthrodermataceae.